UCAGAGGAAGAAUGGGCGGUCAGUACAUCCUCCUCCAUUGAUGCUGGUGACAACGCCUCCAAUGUCAGCCAAUGCCCUACAGCCAGAGCAUGCAAUCUGCACAUAAGGAGGUGUAAGCACAGAGCGCACUACCACAACCGGCAGCAGCAUGCAGCACCAGGAGAACCAAAAAUGCCCAACACAGGGCUACCUGGAGGCUUUCAAACACUUCGCCACCGAGGCUAUUCACAUCGGGCAGGAACCUGAGCAAUGGAACUCUAUGGCGGUGGUGCCCCCCAUCUCCCUUUCCACCACCUUCAAGCAGCACAGUCCAGGAGAGCAUGCGGGUUAUGAGUACAGCCGCAGUGGGAACCCAACAAGGGACUGCCUGGAGAAAGCUGUCGCCGCCCUUGAUGGGGCCAAAUACUGUUUGGCUUAUGCGUCCGGCUUGGCUGCGACACUUAACGUGGCCCAUCUGCUGAAAGCUGGAGACCAGAUCAUCUGUACUAGUGAUGUGUACGGAGGUACAAACCGAUAUUUUAGGAGAGUUGCGGCAGAAAUGGGCCUGAAGAUAAUUUUUGUUGACUGCUCUGAUCUGAAUGCAUUGGAAGCUGCGAUCACCCCAGAUACCAAGCUUGUAUGGAUCGAAACCCCAACAAACCCAACCCUGACGGUUAUUGAUAUACAAGGCUGUGCCGAUAUCAUUCACAAGCAUCAAAAUGUCCUCCUGGCUGUUGAUAACACCUUUAUGUCGGCCUAUUUCCAGCGGCCAUUAUCCCUGGGAGCAGAUAUCUGCAUGUAUUCAGCAACCAAGUACAUGAACGGCCACAGUGACGUCGUCAUGGGAUUAGUUUCUGUAAACUGCGACAAACUGUAUGAAAGGUUAAAGUUCCUUCAGAACGCUCUUGGCGCCAUCCCUUCCCCAUUCGAUUGCUACCUCUGCAACCGAGGACUGAAGACCUUACAUCUCCGAAUGAGACAACAUUUCCAUAAUGGUCUGGCGGCGGCCAUGUUUCUGGAGAGGGAUCCUCGUGUUGACAAAGUUCUGUUUCCAGGGCUGCCAUCUCACCCACAGUACGAGCUCACCAAGCGCCAGUGCACUGGAGUGCCAGGGAUGAUCACAUUCUACAUUAAAGGCAACCUGGAGCAUGCAAAGAUCUUCCUCAAGAGCCUGAAGGUUUUCGCACUCGCUGAAAGUCUUGGAGGAUAUGAAAGUUUGGCCGAGCAUCCAGCGAUCAUGACUCACGCCUCAGUGCCAGAGGAGGACCGAGUGCUCCUGAACAUCAGCGACACCCUGAUUCGCCUCUCCAUAGGGUUGGAGGACACGGAAGACAUUAUAGAGGACCUGGACCAAGCAUUGCAUGUUGUGCACCCGGACCUCACAAACCCAACCAAGGUGGAAGAUUUGUUGCAGCAUCUGAAGUCCAAUUGCUGAAUCCUAACCUAUUUAACUUUCCUGACCUGAUUAUCCAGCAUUUUAAAAAUAUUACAGUGUGUGUGUAUAUAUAUGUAUAUAUAUAUAUAUAUAUAUAUAUAUACACAGAUACAUAACACUUAAUUUAUAUACAGAUACAAUCUACAUUAACAGAAGAAACACUUUGCAAAUACUGUAUGUAUAUCUAAUACUGAUCUGGGUUACAACCACCUAGCACUGUACAGUCCGUACUGUUUCUAAUAAAAAUCAGCAGAAUAGUGAGUACAGCUCUGGAGUAUAAUACAGGAUAUAACUCAGGAUCAGUACAGGAUAAGUAAUGUAAUGUAUGUACACAGUGACCUCACCAGCAGAAUAGUGAGUACAGCUCUGGGGUAUAAUACAGGAUAUAACUCAGGAUCAGUACAGGAUAAGUAAUGUAAUGUAUAUACACAGUGACCCCACCAGCAGAAUAGUGAGUACAGCUCUGGAGUACAAUACAGGAUAUAACUCAGGAUCAGUACAGGAUAAGUAAUGUAAUGUAUGUACACAGUGACCCCACCAGCAGAAUAGUGAGUACAGCUCUGGAGUAUAAUACAGGAUAUAACUCAGGAUCAGUACAGGAUAAGUAAUGUAUUGUAUGUACACAGUGGCCUCACCAGCAGAAUAGUGAGUACAGCUCUGAGGUAUAAUACAGGAUAUAACUCAGGAUCAGUGCAGGAUAUAAUGUAAUGUAUGUACACAGUGACCCCACCAGCAGAAUAGUGAGUACAGCUCUGGAGUAUAAUACAGGAUAUAACUCAGGAUCAGUACAGGAUAAGUAAUGUAUGUACACAGUGACCUCACCAGCAGAAUAGUGAGUACAGCUCUGGAGUAUAAUACAGGAUAUAACUCAGGAUCAGUACAGGAUAAGUAAUGUAAUGUAUGUACACAGUGACCUCACCAGCAGAAUAGUGAGUACAGCUCUGGAGUAUAAUACAGGAUAUAACUCAGGAUCAGUACAGGAUAAGUAAUGUAAUGUAUGUACACAGUGACCCCGAGUUAUAUCCUGUAUUAUACUCCAGAGCUGUACUCACUAUUCUGCUGGUGAGGUCACUGUGUACAUACAUUACUUAUCCUGUACUGAUCCUACCAGCAGAAUAGUGAGUACAGCUCUUGAGUAUAAUACAGGAUGUAACACAGGAUCAGUAUAAGUAUUGUAUUUACAAAGUGACUCAUCUGUUUAUGUAGAUUACCUUCUGAAUGACACCCACAAUUAUGAUAAUUCCCCCCCCCCCCCCCCCCCCUUGGACCUGGUUCAGGAUCUCCUGUAUUGUCUUUAACGGUUGCACAAACAUUUACUGUAUCUGAUGAUAACUUAUAAAGAGCCGCCUAAGGCAAAGGAGUCUGAUACCUGUAAAGGUGCUGUGAUCUAUAGUACAUGGUCACAUCAUUGAAUCGAGUGUCUUAAUACACUGAUCUGUCUUUAUUCUUACAUCAAUAAAUUAAUACUAUUUUUACAUAGGCUGCUUGUUUUUCACUUAAUUUCAUUGGUAUUGCUGAAAUCAUGUGUAAUCCUGGACCAUGUGCUGUUUAUCACCUCCCCAUGUCCGGCUAAUAUCCGCCUACUUCAUUUGACAGCCAAUAGAUAGAGGGCAAGGGUUGGAUUUACCUGGGCACUACUCAAAAAUACCCCCUGGGCCCUUGAGCCUCAUUUUCUUAAAGAAAACCUGUGCCCAGCCCUCCAAAAAAUGUAAUUGCAUAAUCAUUACAUAGCUUAGGGUACCCUGAUCACACACAUUUUGCAGUUUCUCGAUAUGCCCUACCAGUUCCAAGAUAUGAGGGUUUAUAAUUUGUCUGACAAUUCAGGGAAUUUUAAAAAUGGGAGUGACUCAGGUGAUGGACUGGAUGGUAGAUGGGGCUUAAAUAGGCACAAUCAGAUAAAAAAAAACUCUUUAUAUAUUGUACAUCUUGGCAAAACAAUAUCCUUCCUAAUAUACUUCAUAAAAAAAAAGUUAUCCUUUUUUAUAGAAAUCAUGGCUUAUAAAAAGACCACUAGGGGUCCCCAUACCAUCUAGAACAUAAUCCUGUCCGGCUGCAACAUCAUCUUAGUCCCGCCUUCACUUCCUGGACUUUGUCCAUGCCUGUGCUUCCACUGGGACAAUCACUCCUCUGUGCUCACUCCUGUCCUAUCAGACUGCAACAUGAAAACAGAGAGGAGGGGGUUACAGAGCAGCCUGCAGUGGUUGGAUAAAAAGACCCAGCACAGCAGACUCGGGGAGGAAGUGAGGUGAGUGAAGGCGGGCUCAGUGCUUGCCUCGGACACGCCCCUUCCUGAGCAGUGGAUGUCAGAAUGAGUGAGCAGCAGAAGGGAGGGAUUUGUGAGCCAAAUUUAGAAGUCAGACACAUAAAGACUUGUAAAGCAUCUGCAUGACCCAGUGAGUAACAUAUAGAAGCAUUUUUUUUCUUUCUGUGAUAUGACAAAUAUACACUUUAAAUUUAACGUUUGCUGCAGUAAACUGCUGAAAAUAUUUCUACAGAAGAGGAUGUGUGACCUUAUUCUGAGGCUCAGAGAAGAGGGGUUGGUUGUUUAAUUAAUAAAAAUAAAUAAAACAAAGUACAAAACCUUGAUUUUAGACAGUUUUGUUUGUGCUAAACACAGGAACGUUUAUUGCAAAAU
Molecule: messenger RNA, 4049 nt
Organism: Hyla sarda
Lineage: Eukaryota; Metazoa; Chordata; Amphibia; Anura; Hylidae
Product: cystathionine gamma-lyase-like
Exons: 12
Coding region: 149-1414 (421 amino acids)
Biological process (GO): transsulfuration
Cellular component (GO): cytoplasm
Molecular function (GO): cystathionine gamma-lyase activity; pyridoxal phosphate binding
Source: RefSeq, a predicted model, not a curated record